UACCAUUUUGUGUUGUGUAUUUGAACUACCGCUAUUGUUUAUAGAUUGUAUUUUAUCCAUAUUUCUGGCAUAUUACAACGUGAAUUGGUUAAUUUUUAGCAAUAAAUAAUAGUCGCUGAGGGAACAUUGUUUAAUUAAACACGUGGUUCUUUAAUUAAAAAAGUUAAACCACUAUAAAGUUUAAAAGAAAAACGUGAGAAACGUGCUCAAGGUCAAAAGUUACUACUAGAAUUGACUAAAAAAGUAGUCCUUUCAAUUGCAUUAUCAAAAAGGAUAAGCUAAAGUCUGUGAUAUUAAGUAUUUUAUGGUAUUCAAUUUAAAUAAAACUAUCAACAUGUCCAACAAAUUCGACACAUUAAAAUAUCAUAACAAUGAAAACUCUGACAAUGAAGAUGACAUAGGUCCAAAUAUAACAGACUUGGGUCCAGUUGAUUACCCACCUGGAGAACAUAGGUUACAGCAUGCCUAUUGUUUGUGGUUUUCUAAAAGACCCUCGCAAAUACAAGGUUCACAGAACUACAGUCAAGCCUUACGUCUGGUAGGACAGGUUGGAACUGUAGAACAGUGGUGGGCCUUGUAUUCACAUCUAAUUAGGCUUAAUGACUUACCUGCUCAUAGAGAUUUGCACCUCUUUAAGAAGGGCAUAAGACCUAUGUGGGAAGAUCCUUCUAAUAAAAAGGGUGGGAAAUGGGUAUUUAGGCUAAAAAAGGAACAAGCUGCCAGAGCAUGGGAAAAUUUAUGUAUGGCAAUGUUAGGAGAGCAGUUUAUGGCUGGCAAUGAAAUAUGUGGGGUGGUAGUUUCCACAAGAUAUCAAGAAUAUCUUCUGAGUGUUUGGAAUAGAACAGCCUCAGACCAAGCAAUGAUUGCCAGGAUUAGGGAUGCUUUAAAAAGACUCUUAAAUAUACCACCAAGUGCCACUAUGGAAUAUAAGAUACAUAGUGAUUGCCUUAAAUUUGGGGCAACAAAACAAAUACAAAACAUCAAUGCAAAUAGUAUGUUGAAAAGUUGACUUAAUGGCAAAUACAUUCAACCCUAUAACUCCUACCUGCAGAACUUUACAAUGGGAGAUUCAAACAGUGCCCUCUGUGACAAUUAAGUUUUAAAACAACCAAACCAGAUUUUGCCGUUUUUAGUAAAACAGCCUUUAAAUAUAUUUGUUUAAAUAACUA
This is a messenger RNA of Anthonomus grandis grandis, 1169 nucleotides long. RefSeq names its product eukaryotic translation initiation factor 4E type 2-like (gene eIF4EHP). The record is from RefSeq and is a predicted model, not a curated record. Gene Ontology annotation, molecular function: translation initiation factor activity; RNA 7-methylguanosine cap binding. Gene Ontology annotation, cellular component: cytoplasm; eukaryotic translation initiation factor 4F complex. Lineage: Eukaryota; Metazoa; Arthropoda; Insecta; Coleoptera; Curculionidae. Gene Ontology annotation, biological process: translational initiation. The transcript is spliced from 6 exons. The coding region runs from base 305 to 1009 and encodes 234 amino acids.